CACACACACACACAGAUACAGGCUGAGGUUAAGAAAACAUGGGCAAGCAUGAGUAUUUUCCAGGGAGUCUCCAUUAUUUCUGGCUUGGGGUCUCUAAUGGUAUUUCAUUGUAAUUGCUAUGAUGUCAGAGUGUCCGUCCGCCCUAAUGGCCGUCUAAAAACAACAACAAGGACAGAUUGGUUCCAUUCACUGGUUGUUGUCCGGGCAGAGAGACACCGGAGUCCAGAAGCUUGAAUCUCUGCUGGAUCUUCAGCUGAAAAGCAUGCAUCUUCAACCCCUGUCCCUGUUUUUCCUCCUCCUCCUGGUUGCCGGGGCAGCCAAGGUGUGCGUUGCCGUGACAACCACACUGCAUGGUUUCCGAGGCUGCGCGGUGCGAGAGUUCUCUUUUGUGGCCCAGAAGCCUGGCUGCAAGGGACUGCACAUCACCACAGAGGCCUGCUGGGGGCGUUGUCAAACCUGGGAGAAACCUGUGCCAGAUCCCCCCUUUAUCCAGCGACAUCACCGCGUGUGUACGUACAGCCGUACCCGCCACAUGACCGCCCGCCUGCCGGGCUGCCAGCCCCACGUCUCCCCUCUCUACCACUACCCCAUGGCUUUGCACUGCCACUGUGCCGUGUGCUCCACACAGGACACGGAGUGUGAGACCUUCUAACGGGCAGCAGACAAUGUUACUAACUGACUGACUG
Messenger RNA from Etheostoma spectabile (orangethroat darter), 686 nucleotides. Its product is annotated as glycoprotein hormone beta-5. Bases 263 to 652 code for a protein of 129 amino acids. Gene Ontology annotation, biological process: regulation of thyroid hormone receptor signaling pathway; G protein-coupled receptor signaling pathway. Lineage: Eukaryota; Metazoa; Chordata; Actinopteri; Perciformes; Percidae. The record is from RefSeq and is a predicted model, not a curated record. Gene Ontology annotation, cellular component: cytoplasm; extracellular region. The transcript is spliced from 3 exons. Gene Ontology annotation, molecular function: hormone activity.